AUGGCGGGGGCCGGGGUGCUACCACUUGUCACCGCCUCUACCAUCGCCAACAUCAAUCUCCAUCACGUGCUGAUUGACGGAGGCGCCGGCCUUAACAUCAUCAGCUAUGCAGCUUUCAAGCAGCUGCAGAUCCCGGAGUUCGGACUGGACCCAUCACGCCCAUUCUCCAGAGUGGGCCUACAUCCCGUCUACCCGGUGGGGACCAUCUCCUUGCCGGUCAUGUUCAGAACGGAGGAAAACUUCCGCACAGAGAACGUUCAGGUCAACCUCCCAUUCAAUGCUAUUAUUGGCAAGCCGGCUCUGUACCGGUUCAUGGCCGUUGCCCAUUACGGGUAUCUGGUCCUCAAGAUGCUGUCCCCUGCAGGAGUCCUCACCGUGAAGGGUGACUAG
Molecule: messenger RNA, 390 nt
Organism: Panicum hallii
Lineage: Eukaryota; Viridiplantae; Streptophyta; Magnoliopsida; Poales; Poaceae
Exons: 1
Coding region: 1-390 (129 amino acids)
Source: RefSeq, a predicted model, not a curated record